GUACGGGCAUCACAAAAAGAUUCUUCGUUCCAUUUUUAAAGAUAAUCUAUUUAAAAACACUUUUACAGAAACGCCCUCAAGAUUCCACAUAAUUACAGCGGCUGCGGUUCACCGCGUCCUUCAUCUUCUUCCCACAAUCCCUUUCUUUCGUUCUUCUAUAUAAUAUUCUCGUAGCUUCUCUGUUUAUCUUAUUGUUUUUUUUUCUCUCACUCUCGAUGGUUCAGACAGAUACAGAUAAGAUGGGUCUUAAUUUGAAUCUGUGUAUGUACUCUUUGGCUAAACCCCUGUCUCAAUUCCUGGAUGAAGUGUCGAGGAUCAAAGAUAAGGACUCGAAGUUGUCUGAAAUCGAUGGGUAUGUCGGGAAAUUAGAGGAAGAGAGGAAAAAGAUCGAUGUUUUCAAACGGGAGCUACCUCUAUGCAUGCUCCUAUUGAACGAAGCGAUUGAAGCGUUGAAAGAAGAGGCUAGAAAAGGGUCAUCAGUGAUGGCAUCAAAUGGUAAAUUCGAUGUGGGUGAAGGGGCAAAAGUGGAAAGUGAUAAUAAGAAGAACUGGAUGAGCUCUGCCCAGUUAUGGAUCUCAAAUCCUAACUCUCAAUUGCAAUCGACAAACGAAGACGAAGAAGAAGAAGAUCGGUGUGUGACUCAGACCUGUAAUUACCCUAAUCAGGGAGGGGCAUUUAUGCCAUUUAACCUUCCUCCACCACCACCGCCACCUCCUCUGACUCUCAGGACUCCACCACCAUCAGAGAUACUGAUGGACUAUAGGAGAAUUGAUCAGAAUCAUCAUCAGUUCAGCAAACCUAUACAGAGCCAUCACAUUCAGAAGAAAGAGCAGAGAAGGAGAUGGUCACAGGAUCUUCACUGUAAAUUUGUGGAUGCUCUUCACAGCCUUGGAGGGUCACAAGUGGCAACACCAAAGCAGAUUAGAGAUAUGAUGAAAGUUGAUGGUUUAACCAAUGAUGAAGUCAAGAGCCAUUUACAAGUACAAAAGCUCUCUCUCUCUCUUUUUAUUUUACAAACUUAGAACUUUGAUGUGUGAAUGAAUGACUUGACAGUUUUUGAAAUGAUAUUCUUUUGCAGAAGUAUAGGAUGCAUAUCCGUAAGCAACCACAGAAUUUGCCAUCCUUGGAGCAGCCUGUUUUGUUAGAUAAAGAAACACAAAGCUUAAUAAGUUUGACGAGGUCGGAUUCACCACAAAGCCCGCUUGUUGAUAGAGGUUUGUUCAGUAAUAAUGGUGGGCACAGCUCAGAGGAGGCAGAGGAUGAAGAGAAAUCUGAUGGACGUAGCUGGAAAAGUGAGUCAAAUAAGAGGAGACAAGGGUUGUUGGAUCUUGAGCUUUGAAGACCAAUCAUAAUACAUAUGCAUAGAUAAAGUUACCAACUUAUGUUGUUAUAUGCUCAAAAAAACUUGAAAGUUUGCUCCGGAGUUUUUGUAGAUGUAAAAGAUAAGAGGGAGAAUAUAGAUAGAAGAGAGAAGAGAUCAAACUCCUCAGGUUUGUGUUAGUUUUUUUUUUUUUGUGUUACUUCAUAAGAAAGUGAGACUGAUAAACCGAAGAUUUUGUUCUUUUUAUUGUCUGAAUGUAAAAGUCCUUUUGUUGUUUUUACCAACUUAUGGUUCUGUUUUUUUCUUGAACUCUCUGUUUGCUACUAGUUACCUUCAAAAACAGAGGAAGAAGGUAUAUAACGGUAUAUAAAACUACAACCUUGUCGGUGUGUAAAGACAUGGUUUUCUUCAAUCUACCUAAUAUG
This is a messenger RNA of Eruca vesicaria subsp. sativa (arugula), 1746 nucleotides long. NCBI's taxonomy places the organism in Eukaryota, Viridiplantae, Streptophyta, Magnoliopsida, Brassicales, Brassicaceae. The record is from the annotation of a GenBank genome assembly.